This is a messenger RNA of Dovyalis caffra, 1542 nucleotides long. NCBI's taxonomy places the organism in Eukaryota, Viridiplantae, Streptophyta, Magnoliopsida, Malpighiales, Salicaceae. The record is from the annotation of a GenBank genome assembly.
AUGGAAACAAGAUCCACCAGGCGAAAAAAGUUGUGGUUUGGAUCAAGUGAUGAAGGUGAUAAUGACAUUGACAGGAUCAGUGAUCUCCCUGAUGCUAUCCUUCAUCACAUUCUCUUGCUUCUUCCCCUUCAAUCCAUUGCUCAAACCAGUGUCUUAUCGCAAAGAUGGAGGUCUCUCUGGUCAUCAUUUCCUGACCUUGAUUUCACCACAAUUAACCCUAGUAAGGCGAUCUGUUCUACACCAAAUCUUAAAACAAAAAGAUCAGCCUCGUCAUCGAUGGACUUUAUCACUAACGUUCUAGCUCUCCGUGACAAGCAUUCCGAUUUAAGAACCUUUCGUUUUCGUGCCCAUUUGAGCUUCUCCCGUCUAAAUGGUUUGAUCCGAAGAGCAAUUAGGUGUAAUGUGCAAGAACUUGAUGUGGAAGUCGCCACCGGUGAUUACUUCAAUUUCCCUCGAGGGGUCAUAACUAGUGAAUCUCUACGGGUUCUGAAGCUGAGAUCUCGGUAUCCUGGGUUUAGAUUGCUUCCAUCUUCGGUUAUGACUAUCGGGUUUCCAUCACUUCACACAUUGUCGCUGUCACUUGUCAUUUUAUAUGAACAAUCCUCCCUCUUGGACUUAUUUACAGAAUCAUCUUUUCCUUGUUUAAAGAAACUUAAUCUAGAAGCUUGUUUCGGGAUGAAACAUCUCAAGGUUUGUUGUCGAGCCCUCCAAGAUUUAACAUUAGAGAAUUGCUUUCAGCUACAUAGUUUGGACAUUUGUUGUGCAAAAUUGGAGAAUUUGAGAGUUGCAAGCUGUUUUGAUGGAUACAGUGAUAAGACAUGGUUUAAGGUUAAUGCACCAGGGCUUAGGAGCAUUUCAUGGGAAUAUAAUUCUAUUACUGCUAGCAGUUCUCUAGUGAACUUGACCUCUCUUCAUGAGGCCUCUAUUGGUUUCUCUCUACAUCAUGAAAAUUUGAGUGUGGAAAAGCUUCAGAGUGUAUGCAAUUUUUUAUCUGGCCUCUCUCAUGUCCAUAGUUUAACUCUUGAAAGCCAAUGUGUUGAGAUUCUAUCAAACAAGAAUGAUAUUAUACAUCUUCUCCAUCCAUUUAAUAACCUUAAGAUUCUGGAGUUGCGUACUGGGUUCGAGAAAAGUAAUGUACCAGGAUUAGCAUUCCUAUUCAGGAGCUCUCCCACAUUGCACACACUCAUUCUCAAGAUCAUCAAUGACUUCAAGAUUGAAAGAAGACAAUGGAAUAGGGACUUGUGGGACUUGACUACCUCUGCAGAGGAGCAAUAUUGGGAAUCCCAACUCCAAACUUUAAGGCCUUUCCUGGACAACCUCAAGGUAGUAAAGAUACAUGGAUUUUUAGAAUGUGAGAAUGAAGUUAGCCUAGCAAAAUUUUUGCUCAAGCAUGGGAAGGACUUGCAAGAAAUGACUCUUUGCACAGCAAAAUAUUGCAACCAUAAGGAUUCUCUCCGGCGACAAAAAGUUCGGUCACAAAUAAUGGGAUUUUCUUGGGCUUCCUCUAAUGCUAAAAUUGUGUUCUUACUGUCCUCUUCAUAG